Phyllopteryx taeniolatus (common seadragon) is the source of this 2381-nucleotide messenger RNA. It is a transcript of the gene slc22a3, whose product is annotated as solute carrier family 22 member 3. The record is from RefSeq and is a predicted model, not a curated record. Gene Ontology annotation, molecular function: transmembrane transporter activity. NCBI's taxonomy places the organism in Eukaryota, Metazoa, Chordata, Actinopteri, Syngnathiformes, Syngnathidae. Gene Ontology annotation, biological process: transmembrane transport.
CACUUGUGAUUGACACUGUCGGCUCAUUUUCGAUACAGAUCGUGACGCUAGUAAGGAGAAGCGGUUAAAAGGAAUGAAUGAAUUAAUGAAGCUUGUCCUGGAAAUCAUUUGAUUUUGCAGCUCCAUGAUCGUGGUCAGCUGAGUCGUCAAAGGCAAUCAAUGAAGAAGUUGUUUUGAGAAAUGAAAGUUUGACUCGUCACAUCAAUCAGCAGUGGGUCAAAGACAUAACAUGGUCAAUUUGCAAGACGCCCUCCGUUCCGGGAACAGACAGCCAGUAAACUCAAGACUGAUGAUGAAAUCAGGAGUUUGAGCUGCCCCAGAUUGCUUCUUAUAAACAAACGACAGACAUUCUUGCCGGUGAUGGCAGACUUCAGCGACCUCAUUGUCCUCAUUGGAGACUUUGGGCCAUUCCAGAAAAGACUGGUGGUGCUAUGUUCCCUGCCGCUGAUCCCCUUCUCCUUUGCCCUGGUGGGAGUCGUUUUCCUAGGCAAGACGCCGGAUCACUGGUGCGCCGGCCCAGAGGGCGAGCACCUACGGGUGGAGUGCGGCUGGACGGAGGCGCAGGUGAGGGAAGUCACUGUACCCCGCUCGGGAGUGUCCUUCAGCCGCCGGGACUUGAACUGGAGUCAGAUCACAUGCGGAGAACUCGACCACCUGCCGCUCUUCAACAAGACCCGAGUGAAACCUUGUGUCGGAGUAUGGGCGUUCGAUAAACGCUACACCACGAUUGUUUCUGAGUUGUCGGUGGUGUGCGAGAGCUCCUGGCUCGCUAAUCUCAAUCGAGUCAUGAUGGCGUGUGGGCUCUUCGUCGGCGCUUUCAUCACUGGCUACAUGUCUGACAGGUUUGGCAGGAAGCCUUGCUUCUUCGCCUUCAUGUUCGCUGGCGUGGGCGUGAUGCUGUCGCCGUGGUACACACUGCUGCUGGCGGUUCGCUUCCUGCAAGGGUUUUUUGAAAAGGGAGCAUGCUCAGCGUGCUAUAUGACUCCUCCUCUGAAGAAGAAAGAACUCCAUCCUGUGUCCUUUCUGGACUUGCUUAAGACACCCUUGAUCAGGAGGAACACGCUCAUUUUAAUAUAUGCCUGGCAAGUUAGUUUGCUGAUCUUCGUGGUUGGACCGGAUUCCUUUCUACAGUCAUGUAGAUGCCUUAUACCCCUCUGGAGGUUUUCAAGCAGUAGUGUGUUCUAUGGUCUGGUUUUGCAUCUGGGGAUCACUGGUGACAACCACUUAUUGGACUUCUUCAUCUCUUCGGUGGUGGAGCUCCCCACGGGCCUCAUUUUCUACCUGCUGGUCGACAGAAUUGGCCGCCGGUCCCUCUUAGCCGCGACCAAUUUAAUCGGAGGCCUCGUCUGCCUCGCCGCGCCCUUCGUCUCCUCAGGUAGGUUUCCUGGUUGAAAAAAAACCAUGGCGUUCAUUGGGAGGCUCGCUAUUGCUACCGCAGUGGAGACGCUCAGCUUUGCUAACACAGAGCUGUAUCCCACCACUCUGAGAAAUCUGGGCGUGUCCAUGUGUUCAUCAGCAUGUGACGCCGGGGUCAUUGUGGCCCCGUUGCUGCUCUACAGGCUGGCAAGGAUCUGGCAGGAGCUUCCCUUUUGCGUAUAUGGGGCUAUUUCAGUGGUGAACUGGGGCUUGGUGACACUGUUGCCAGAAAUGAAGGGAGUCGUGCUACCAGAGACCAUCCAGGACCUGGAGAAUCUAAGAAGAAAACAAAACCAAUCCAAGGAAGCGAACGUCUCAAUGACGUGACGAAAGGAGGGAGUCUCAAGAAGAUAAGAUUUUUGCAUCCUUCUAUAUUUAAGGCCCUCUUGGAAUGUAGACAAACUUCUCCCAGGGAAUUUGCCCAAUUGAGCUCCAGUCGAAAGCACGUAUCCUUGAGACUCUAAAUCGCCAAGCUUUUUUGGCUAAUCUAAUGUGUCCAAGGCGUCUAACUUUGAUCAUUUCAAGGAUUUCCAGUGGGGCUUAUUCAUUUCCAUUUGGAGCUUAAUUUAUUGCGUUUACGAGGCCUGUCCCUCUAGUGUUCUAAGAACAAAUUAGGAGAGGCUAGAUAUUGAUGUAUGACAUCAGCGCUUAUCUGUUACUUUAUCCUUGUUGCUCAUUUUUUGAAUCAUGUCUAUUUUAGAAGUGCCAAUAAAGUGACUUGCGAGAUGAAGCCCAUCUUUUUUAGCAUCUGCCUUCUUUGCCUUUUUUUCUAGCAUCCAGACAACAAUACCAGCGAUUGUUGAAAGACGUCCAUUUGUUACACUGUAUAUCUAAUUGAUGCGUGUUUUUGUUCAAGCUUUUUGUCCCGGUGAAUGUUUCCCCAGAAAAGGCUGAGGGCGGCCAACAAAAGCUGCCCCACAUACGUCGUGUCGACUGAAUGAGACGACCUGUACGCGUUAGCUAUG